AUGUCGCAAAACUCAAUACAGGCCCAGGAAAACUGUAAGAACUAUAUCGAAAAACGAAUGUUCGCAACAAAUACCGAUACAAAACCAAAAGAAGAUCUCAAAAGUAUAAAGGCUGGGAAAACCUUAACUCUAACCGAUCUGCUCUGGCCAACGGACCGCAUGCUCAAAAAAAGAAUCGCAAUAAGUACGGCGUUCCUUAUACUCUCGAAAAUAUCAACCGUCGCCAUACCAAUGUGCAUGUCAGCAAUGAUAGAUGUAAUGGCGGGAACAUCAAUGACCAAUUUAGAUCUUAUAAGUAAUGUCGGUCUAGGAGGAUUGGCCACCACGCAAUUUGGACUUGCACAUGUCUACCUUGUAGCAUAUUGCGCUGCAAGGAUAUCCUCAUCGUUCUUCACGGAAACAAGAAAUGCUAUCUUCAGCACUGUCAUGGAAAGAACGGGAAUGCUCAAUGCAUCGAAAAUGUUCAUGAAAAUACACUGCCUAGAUAUAGACCUACUGCUCAUGACAAAGUCAGGCGAAAUAUCAAAUGUAUUUACAAGAGGGAUAAAAGCAAUCUCACAAGUACUCAGAAUACUAGUAUUCCAAAUAGCACCAACCAUACUCGAGUUUACAAUGGUCACUGCACUACUAUGCUACAAGUUAGGACCUGCUAUCGCAUCACUCACAGCAGGAACAAUGGGAGUAUAUGUCCUUUUCACUGCACUAGUCACACAGAAGAGAAUGAUCCUCAGAAAACUUAUGGUCAGCGCAGAACAAAAGGCAGCAGGGGUGUUCACGGAUUGUAUAACAAACGCAGAAGCCGUAAGAUACUACAAUGCAGAAAAUAGGGAACUUGGUAGAUACGCAACACUACAGUGCGACUAUGCCGCCAAUGCUGUCAAAGUACAACAGUCGUUGGCAAUGCUCAAUUUCGGACAAAAUGCCAUUUUCAACACCGGACUGUUCCUAUCAAUGUGGCUCACACUCAACGAAAUAGCAGAAGGAACAGCGCAAUUCGGGGACCUUGUACUUGUCAACACUUUGCUUUUCCAACUGGCAAUACCACUCAACCUAAUAGGAACCAUGUACAGAGAAACCAAAACGAGCAUGGUAGAUCUACAGAAGUUCCUAGACCUAAUGAAACAGGAACCAAAGGUACACGAUAUGCCAGAUGCAAAGGAACUUAUAGUCAAAGCUGGAAAAAUCGAAUUCAAAAAUGUUUGCCAUGCAUACGAAAAUGCUGUUGGUGCAACAAAUAUACUAGAAAAUUUCUCACUCACGCUAGAACAGGGGAAAACUGUGGCUAUCGUAGGGGACUCAGGAACGGGGAAAACUACAAUAGCAAAAUUGCUAUUCCGAUUGUAUGACCCAUCACAGGGACAAAUAUUAAUAGAUGGACAAGAUAUCAAACACGUCACACUCAGCAGCCUCAGAAACGCUAUAGGAAUUGUACCGCAGGAUGUAGUCCUAUUUAAUGAAUCGAUAGCGUACAAUAUCAAAUAUGGAAGACCAGAUGCAACCAUGGAAGAAGUUAUCGCAGCUGCAAAACUUGCAGGAAUGCACGAAACUAUACAACAUCUAAAGGAUGGCUAUGACACUGUAGUUGGAGAACGUGGCAUGAAACUUAGCGGUGGAGAAAAACAAAGGAUAGGAAUCGCAAGAUGUUUCCUCAAAAAUACAAAAAUACUUGUAUUCGAUGAAGCAACAAGCUCUCUAGACUCCAUGACAGAACAUAAGGUUCUAGCCGCAUUCAGAAAACUGAGCGCAAACAGAACCACUAUAGUAAUCGCUCACAGGCUCUCUUCUAUCUUAGAGGCUGACGAAAUCGCUGUAUUCUGUGACGGGAAAAUCGUCCAAAAAGGACCAGCGGACCUCCUUAUGAAAGAUCCAAAUGGAUACCUUCAGCAAAUAAUCCGCUCCAACGUACUCAUAAAACGAUAG
Messenger RNA from Babesia sp. Xinjiang, 1920 nucleotides. RefSeq names its product putative ABC transporter. Gene Ontology annotation, molecular function: ATP binding; ATP hydrolysis activity; ABC-type transporter activity. The transcript has 2 exons. NCBI's taxonomy places the organism in Eukaryota, Apicomplexa, Aconoidasida, Piroplasmida, Babesiidae. Gene Ontology annotation, biological process: intracellular iron ion homeostasis; transmembrane transport. The record is from RefSeq and is a predicted model, not a curated record. The coding region runs from base 1 to 1920 and encodes 639 amino acids. Gene Ontology annotation, cellular component: mitochondrial inner membrane.